Macroventuria anomochaeta is the source of this 629-nucleotide messenger RNA. RefSeq lists its product as uncharacterized. The record is from RefSeq and is a predicted model, not a curated record. The coding region runs from base 203 to 538 and encodes 111 amino acids. The transcript has 2 exons. NCBI's taxonomy places the organism in Eukaryota, Fungi, Ascomycota, Dothideomycetes, Pleosporales, Didymellaceae.
GCGGCAUCGGACUCCGAAUGAGAACCCUCAAAGAAGCAUGUGUAGGUGCCACUGAGUACGUUCACGAGCUAUAUAAGCGCAUUCUUCGUUCGAUUCAGCAUCAUCAACAACAGCUGCUUCGACAUCACUCAACCCAACUAUUAACAAACACAACUAACCACUCAAUCAACCCUCCCAACUCAGAUCCCACCGAAUUGUCACCAUGCAGUUCACUACCAGCCUCCUUGCCAUCCUCGCCAGCACAGCGAUCACCAACGCGGUAGUGGUCGAUCUCUUCUCCGAUACCGACUGCCAGGUCCCUGCUGGGAGCCGCAACGUAUGGGAUAAUUCGUGUGCUCCUUUGGGCGGCUUCCAGUCUUUUCGCAUCACGGGCUCCGGUGGUUCGGGACAGCAGCUCUCAGCAUACAGCAAGAACUACUGCGCUGAUAAGGUGACUGCUUGUGUCGGUGUGAGCGCGACUGGAGACUGCCAGCGUGCUACCAACGACAACGGCGGCAGCAAUGCGAUGGGAUCUAGCCCUGUUUGCGGCGCUCUUUAGGUACGUCUUGCAUCCUCCUCAGCUCAAUGUAACUGACGCACCAAGGUUGCUCUGCGUAGGAAAGCUCAGUACAAUUGGUCAUCAGUGGCAG